Messenger RNA from Racocetra persica, 147 nucleotides. The record is from the annotation of a GenBank genome assembly. Lineage: Eukaryota; Fungi; Glomeromycota; Glomeromycetes; Diversisporales; Gigasporaceae.
AUGUCUACAAAACGUAAAAGUUAUACAGUUAAACAAAAACUUGAAAUUAUUUCAAAAGCAAAAGAAACAUCUAAUAAAGCAGUAGCAAGUAUCGGUUCUGAAAAGAAAACUGUAUAUCCUCUUGCAGAGAAGAUGUUAAAUAAAUAG